Amphiprion ocellaris (clown anemonefish) is the source of this 848-nucleotide messenger RNA. RefSeq names its product placenta-specific gene 8 protein-like. Bases 82 to 399 code for a protein of 105 amino acids. Lineage: Eukaryota; Metazoa; Chordata; Actinopteri; Pomacentridae. Gene Ontology annotation, biological process: positive regulation of transcription by RNA polymerase II. The transcript is spliced from 5 exons. The record is from RefSeq and is a predicted model, not a curated record.
GGCUCUCACUGGUUCCUGCUCUCAGUCUGGCAUCCAGGAGCCUCCAUCUCCAGUUUCACUCAAAGAGAAGUUUUUGUCCUGAUGAUGGCUGUGAGAAACCAACCGGGGAUUUACGCACCCUCUGACUUCCAGACUGGAGUGUUAGACUGUGGCAGCGACUUGAAAGUUUGCCUCUUUGGGUGUUUUUGCCAGCCCUGCCUUGGCUGCAGCAUCGCCAGUGACAUGAACGAGUGCUUCCUGUGUGGAACACACAUGGCCAUCCGCAGCGUCUACAGGACCAGAUACAACAUCAGUGGCUCGUUGUGUGGGGAUUUUGUGGCAAUGUUGUGCUGUAGGCCGUGCACCCUCUGCCAGCUGAAGAGAGAUAUCAACUGCAGGAAGGAGCAAGGCAUUUUCUGAGCAGAUGCUGCCAUGACAACAGAGAUGCAAUAAAUCUGCUGGAUUGCUGUGUUGAUAAAGUCCAAUAAUAUGUCACACUAGUCUUGUAAAGUUUUUAAAUCAGCUGUACUCCUCUGAGGGAAAUGACACUUGUCUUCUCGACUCAGUUAAACAUUAGUCAGCUGGGAGUGGAGCAUCGUGAAUUACUGCUGCUAUCCAUAAUUGAAUUUAGUUUCUGUUCUGUCCACAUCCUACUGAGCAGUCAGAAGGAUUUGGUGAUGACUGUUGUUGACUUUGACUGCUUCGGUGCUGUCAUUAACUUUUUUUCUGUGACUAAAACUUGACAUGAAGGCAGCACGUUUUUAAAUAAAGCAAUGAUCCUGGCAUUAGAAAUGUGAUUUUACCUGAACUCUCAUCAAGUUCUCUUUGAGAAAUUCUUUUUAAUAAAAAUAUUUUAAUACGAAGCAAAA